AAUUGGGCUUGCAAACUAUCCACCACCCAUCACCCAUGGCUCACGGUGCAGCCAAGCGAAUUGCGCAACAGAAUGAACAGGCUCUCCGAAAUUUGAGGCUCGGAAUGUUCAUCCCCACUCUCCUCUCUGCAGUCUUUCGUCUUCUAUUUCGGCGAAACUCUCUUCCUCCAUCUAAAGGCUCGCUGGCAAUUUAUGUCGUGACAUAUCUGCCUGCUUUAUUUCUUUCACGUUAUCUUGAAAGGAUGGGCACCCCAAGACGAGACCCGACAACUGGAGCACUCAUCUCUCCCGGAGAAGACCUUAAUCAACCGGGAGUAACAGAAUGGUGUUUUGAUAUACUUUAUGUUACAUGGGCGUGUCAGAUCGGCAGUGGGGCCCUUGGUGAUUGGGUCUGGUGGUUCUACCUCGUUAUCCCAUUGUACGCCGGUUACAAGUUGUGGAGUAACUUUAUUGGACCGAUGCUCGGUUGGUCUAGUGGUGCGAGUCCUGCUGAAGAGGGUGGCGAGAAGGAAACGGUCAGCAAAAGGCAAGAAAAGCUACGAAAACGCUCAGAACGGGGCGAUCCACGUGUCCGCUCUGUGCGAAAGUAGUCCUCUCCGUGUUUGUUGAAAGACCUUUAAUAUUGCUCGACAAUUGCACUUGUCUUCAAUAUUUUGUGCAAGCUUGCGACCAAAUAUAGCUGGCUACUUUAUGAGCACGUGAUCACUCU
Molecule: messenger RNA, 709 nt
Organism: Suillus clintonianus
Lineage: Eukaryota; Fungi; Basidiomycota; Agaricomycetes; Boletales; Suillaceae
Exons: 4
Coding region: 36-590 (184 amino acids)
Biological process (GO): vacuolar protein processing
Cellular component (GO): intracellular membrane-bounded organelle
Source: RefSeq, a predicted model, not a curated record